CCAAGAUGGAUGUGGAGUUCACGUUUAUGUUGGACAAGCCUCAAGUGGAUGAUUAGCUACACAUAGAACUUGUUAACACCUCAAUGAGAAUAGAUUUACUGCAUCUUAAGGUAGUUGGUUAUAUGUUCUUUGUGUUCUUUUUGAAGUAAAGGAAUAUAAUAUUUUAGUUUUUAUUGACUAAAUUCUGAUCCUAAUGACUUAGACAAGCUAGACUAAAGGAAUAUUUGGUGCUUGGAAAUUGCUAACAGUUUAUAAACUAUGAAAUACUAGGUAGAAUUUGUGGAUAGGUUGAUGGUUUUAUGCUUGAAGCCUUGAAACAUUGGCAUUACUGCAUUAGCUCAAACACCAAAUAUAUUUUACGUAUCUAUUUAUCAGUUGCAUUGUGCAAACCAUUGCUUUGGCUAACUUUCAGGUGUUAUGUCUAUGUUUCCCAUUUUGAUCAAAUAUGGAUAUUUCAUAUUAACUUACCUUGGAUGGCAUAGAUUUUAUGAAUUUCUGACCUUUAAUGUCAGGAGGUACUCUUGGUCGAAGCUCUAAAAAACCUAAAUACAAAAUUGAAUUUCAUCCCGAAGACUCACAUUUUUUCCCUGAUGAUGAUCAGGAAGCUGUUGUUAUGCCCAAUAAAAAAGGAGAGAAGUUUCUGUGUUUUCUACCCAAAGGGCAUAAUUCAAAAACCAGUAAACUAAUGAGAAAGCCUUUUGGUGCAUACACAGUGUGCACCAGAUCAGACUAACGGCCCUAGCCGCGGCCCAUUAGGAGGGCCGCC
Messenger RNA from Ipomoea nil (Japanese morning glory), 766 nucleotides. RefSeq names its product protein OS-9 homolog. NCBI's taxonomy places the organism in Eukaryota, Viridiplantae, Streptophyta, Magnoliopsida, Solanales, Convolvulaceae. The record is from RefSeq and is a predicted model, not a curated record. Gene Ontology annotation, biological process: endoplasmic reticulum unfolded protein response; retrograde protein transport, ER to cytosol. The coding region runs from base 506 to 733 and encodes 75 amino acids. Gene Ontology annotation, cellular component: endoplasmic reticulum lumen. The transcript has 3 exons.